AUGCAUCACACCGGGAGCCUCGGGGUCACUGCCGGAAUAGUCGGCAGCAUCAUCGGCGUGGCGGCCAUAGUCUCGGCGCUCGUCAUAGUCGUCCGCAAGUGGGGAGACAGACUAGCCCGAAAGCGGGCUGCCACAAUGGUCGGUAUGGACGAGGUAGGCACUGUAUUGGUCCGGCAGUGGACGAACACAACGGCCGGCGUUGGCGAGCGGAUCCUCGAUACCGCUCGUAGGUCCCGCAUCGUCGUCGUCGACAAGUGGCGCGCUACCACACGCGCCUUGGCGCGCCUCCGACGCAGCCGUCGGAGCGGCAGCGCCCCUCCCGGUCCACCGACCGUCCACAGGCUCGUGAAUCUGAGCCCACUCCUCUACAACCCCGACGACCCGCGCACGUUCCCGCCGAUGCCUUCCCCAGAAGAGAUUGACCUGUAUCGUCGCCACGAGGCGCUGCAGCCGAUGAAGUGCGCCCGGUCGUUCACUUCGGUCGCUACGGGCAGCACUGCGGCGGACCAGUCCCCGUUCCCAGCCGUGGCGGGUUUCCCCUGGCGGCCCGAGGGCGCUCUGUAAAUUGUGGAUGGGUGGGUGUCAUGGACCUGGGGCUCCACGCGGUGGUGCAAUGAAUGAGUUGCUGUUGCGGUCCUCAGCGGGCUGACGUUGUCGGCUGACAUAUCUGGCGCAUUGUGUAUCCACAUCUGCACGUAUACCUAUACCCU
Dichomitus squalens LYAD-421 SS1 is the source of this 710-nucleotide messenger RNA. RefSeq lists its product as uncharacterized. The record is from RefSeq and is a predicted model, not a curated record. The coding region runs from base 1 to 564 and encodes 187 amino acids. Lineage: Eukaryota; Fungi; Basidiomycota; Agaricomycetes; Polyporales; Polyporaceae. The transcript is spliced from 2 exons.